This is a messenger RNA of Pezoporus occidentalis (night parrot), 2415 nucleotides long. RefSeq names its product E3 ubiquitin-protein ligase TRIM9-like. The transcript is spliced from 7 exons. Gene Ontology annotation, molecular function: protein binding. Bases 95 to 814 code for a protein of 239 amino acids. Lineage: Eukaryota; Metazoa; Chordata; Aves; Psittaciformes; Psittacidae. Gene Ontology annotation, cellular component: cytoplasm. The record is from RefSeq and is a predicted model, not a curated record.
CAAGACCCUGGUCCUCCAGACAUCUGAGGACACGCAGUCAGAAGAACAGACCCUCCCUUUUCCAGUGCCUUUGGAAAGAUCGCAGCUUCGUAGAAUGAGUCCUUUCUCCUCCACCCUUAAUCUACAACCCAGCUUUCCGGGGAGAUCCUACUUUGAGCUAAGAUCUUCGGCCCACCAGCUGAGCUUGCAUUCUUCUUUACAGUCCCUGAAUUCAGCUGGAUGCAAUUUUGACAUUCAAGGAACGCCUUACUCUCAAUUAGUUGACAUUAAAAAAAUGGUGGCAGUUGCUUGGUUUUCUUUCGAUCCUGCCUCUGCCCAUGCUGACAUCAUCUUUUCUAAUGACAACCUGACUGUCACCUGCAACAGCUAUGAUGACAGGGUUGUGCUGGGGAAAACGGGCUUUUCCAAAGGGCUCCAUUACUGGGAGCUGUCAAUCGAUCGUUACGAUAACCACCCUGACCCGGCCUUUGGUGUGGCACGCAUUGAUGUCCUGAAGGAUGCCAUGCUGGGCAAGGACGACAAAGCCUGGGCCAUGUACGUGGACAAUAAUCGGAGCUGGUUCAUGCACAACAAUUCGCACACCAACAGAACCGAGGGUGGGAUAACGAAAGGCGCCACGGUGGGAGUGCUGCUGGAUUUGACCAGGAGGACUUUGACGUUCUCCAUCAAUGAGGACCAGCAAGGGCCUGUUGCCUUUGAGAACUUGGAGGGCCUCUUUUUCCCUGCAGUCAGCCUCAACAGGAAUGUGCAGGUGACGCUGCACACCGGCCUGCCGGUCCCUGAGUUCUACACUUCGCGCUCCGCCAUGCCAUGAGGAUGCUCCUGGAGCCGGCUGCCUCUUCUCAGGAUGAGGAGCCAGCCUGUUCCCUCCUGCGGGACAAGGCCGCUGCGGAGCUGCCGGGUCCCUGCUCUGCCGCCAGCCGGAGACAGGGAGGCAAAGCGGGAAGGAAGAACCCAGCUUUUGGCCGCCUCUGAUCUCCAUCCUCCUGCGCUGUCCUGUGUGUGUGCGCUUCGCUGUUUAGCUCUUUUGGCUGAUGAAGUACCUAAGUAGCCUGAGAUGUUCCUCUGCGUCCGCUUUUAGAUUUGGUUUCAUUGAUUUGAGUUGGGCUCUCGAGGGGGGCAGUUUCGUCUCAUUUGGCAAAGCGCUUUCCCCUCCCAUGGGGCUGGAUGGAGGGACCAGAGAGGGGCCCCCACCACGGGGAAGUUUUUGCCCACACCAGCCCCAAUACUUUGCAGGAUAUUUCUUUCCCCUGUGGCCUUUCUUGCAGGGCACCCUCAGUCACGUGUAGAGGUGGGUCCUGGAUUACCAGUCAGUCUCUGUGUCCUUGCGAAAACACCUGGCCCUGGCCCUUGUCCCCAAGAGGCAUUUCCAUGGGGCGCAGCAGUGGGGCAGGGAGUGGCUGCCCUGUCCCUGGGUGCUCUGCGUGCUGUCAGGGUCUCCCCCAGCUCCCCACAGCCCGGCGUCAGCCUGCACACCACAGCCAUAGACCAGAGAGCCCCUGCCCGGCUCUUUGGAGAUUAGUGUUUAUUUUUUUAUAGUUGCCAUAUAAAGCCUAGCCUUAAAAUCCUGACAGUGUCCUUCUGUUCACCGGAGAAUGCAUUCUGCAGGGAGGGUCUGAUGGGGAGCCCGGGGAUGGGGAUGAGGAUGGGGAUGGGGAGGAAGGAGAGCUGGCCACAGCCCUGCCACGCACUCAGGAAUACGCACCCGCUGCCCUGCCUGCGCCUGCUGCUGGCAGCAGCUCCCAUCGGCCUACCCUGGUAGGGACUUUCUGGUAAUUCAGAGGCAGGAAAGGAGUCAGAGCUGUGGGUGCCAUGCCUGGUGCCAGCUGUGUCCCCGUGCUGAGGGUGCCUGCAUGCGCAUGGCCCCACGCUUCACUAUUCGGUCACUCGCCAUGUCCCGGUGUGGUGCGGAGCUGGGGAGGCAGCUGCCAGGCAGGUACCAGCCUACCCAGCCUGACUGGAGAGCUGCAGCUCCAGAUGCGGGAUCAGGUGGGAUGCUUCGGGAGUACUGGUCCAGCAGGAAGACAAGUGUAAAUAGACCAUUCCCUUCCAGCAUGCCCUCCUCUAGGAUGGUCCCAUUCGUUCCUUUGUUGCUCUAGUUUUAAGUUUACCUAAUUUAUUGGAUGGGUGCUAUCUUGUUGACUUACACCGAGGAGCUUCUCUCAGCUGCAGGAGAGCCGUGUUGCGGGGCAACGCCGAGCAGCUCUUUGGUGAAUAACUGAUGAGCCCCCGUGGCCGGCUCACCCGGGGCUCCUCUCUCAGCCGUUAUCCCCUGUUCUUUAGGAUGUUCAUGGUGCUUAUUAGACUCCCAGUGAUUGUAAGACGUUGUCCCCCCGUACUGCGAUGAUAGCUGCAUACAGCCGCUGUACUGAAGUGUCAUGUUUGCUGUUCUAAUAAAGGACUUUUAUGAGAGAA